Molecule: messenger RNA, 3658 nt
Organism: Mastomys coucha (southern multimammate mouse)
Lineage: Eukaryota; Metazoa; Chordata; Mammalia; Rodentia; Muridae
Gene: Tctn3
Product: tectonic family member 3
Exons: 14
Coding region: 102-1901 (599 amino acids)
Biological process (GO): smoothened signaling pathway; cilium assembly
Source: RefSeq, a predicted model, not a curated record
UGGAGGCGGAUGACGUCGUAUGCGAAUCCUCUUCCCCGGGCUCCUGGGACUUAUCUGGAGACCCAGGCUCCUUUCGCACCGCUUUGCGGCCCGGCUGCCUUAUGUGCACUCCGCAGCUGCACCUGCUGCUGCUGCUGCUGCUGGUGGUCCUGAUGCUUUCUAACGCCGCCCGGCCGCAGCCCUCCUCCACAGCCCGGUCUCUGCCCACCUCCUGGGGCCUGGGGCCAGUGACGCCCGAAGUGCCAACCUCAGCUCCUCCGGACUCGUCUGAGAGUCCAACUCCCUGGACGCUGUCGAUGCCCGAGAAUGCGACCACCGACCCCUUCCCAGCCUUACCGAUCUGUGUCUGUGACUUGACUCCUGGUACCUGCGACUUAAACUGCUGCUGUGACAAGGACUGCGAUCUUCUCCAUCCCAGAACAGUCUUUUCCUUCUGUCUUCCUGGGAGUGUAAGAUCUUCAAGUUGGGUAUGUGUGGACAACUCUCUUAUGUUCAGGAGCAACUCCCCGUUUCCUUCCAGAGUUUUCACGGACUCCAGUGGAAUUGCACAGUUUUGUGUCCGUGUGAACGACUCAAAAUCAAACUAUUUCCAGAAGCUCCAAACAGUGAAUGCCACCAACUUCCAGGCCCUGGCUGCAGAGUUUGGAGGCCAGUCCUUCACUUUGACACAGGAAACCCAGCCGCCAUUGCUAUUCUAUAGGGCUGGGGACCCCAUCCUGAUCUACUACCCGAGCUGGUCUGUAGUGAGCUUACUGAGGCAGCCUGCAGCCGUGGGAGCUGGGGGACUCUGUGCCGAGAGCAACCCUGCAGGUUUCCUAGAGAGUAAAAGCACAUCGUGUCCUCGUUUCUUCAAGGACCUGGCCAGCAGCUGCACCUCGGAGCCAGCCCUGGAUGCUGCCUCUUACUAUAACUUCAGAGUCUUGAAGGUUCCGAGAGGUAUGACUGAUCUUCAGAAUACGAAGUUCCAGGUUCCUGUAACACAUGCCUCACAAGCCAGCCCUCCUCUGCUGGCUGGAAGCACGUGUCAGAAUGUCGUGUCCCAGGUCAUCUAUGAGAUAGAGACCAAUGGGACCUUUGGGAUCCAGAAAGUCUCUGUCAGCUUCAGACAGACCAACCUGACGGUCAAGCCAGGAGUUUCCUUACUGCAGGACUUCAUCAUUCACUUCAGGGCAUUUCAACAGAGAAAGGCUGCUUUUCCUGCUGCUCCGAGAAGCGGGAAUCCUGGCUACCUCACUGGGAAGCCACUCUUGGUGCUAACUGGAGACUUAGGUCACUCGAUGACCCUGUUGCAGAGCGAGGGUAAUGGGCUUUGCUCUGCUAAGAGACACGAAGUACAGUUUGGAGUGAACGCAAUAUCUGGGUGCCAGUUAAGGCCCAAAGAGGUGAGCUGCAGCCAGUUGCAGGAAGAGCUUUACCAGACUCUGCAUGGAAGGCCCAGACCAGAGUUCGUUGCCAUCUUUGGUAAUGCUGACCCAGCCCAGAAAGGAGGGUGGACCCGGAUCCUGAACAGGAGCUGCAGCAUUUCAACAGUUAACUGCACUUCCUGCUGUUUGAUACCAGUGUCCCUGGAGAUCCAGGUGUUGUGGGCACAUAUAGGACUUCAGUCCAACCCACAAGCUCAUGUGGCAGGAGCCCGAUUCCUGUACCAAUGCAAGUCUGUACAGGAGCACCAGAGAGGAAUAGAAGUAUCAUUGACGACUCUCGUGAACUUUGUGGACAUUACUCAGAAGCCAGAGCCACCUAGGGAUCAACCCAGAACUGACUGGAAGCUGCCAUUCGAUUUCUUCUUUCCCUUCAAAGCAGCGUUCAGCAGAGGGGCCAGUGUUCAGAAAGGCUCGUCCUCUCUCGUCCUCAUCCUAUUUAUCUUACUACUUGGACUUCUCAACUCACAGACCAAGUGAAGAAAGAAAAUAAGCAGGUUUCAUUUUUCCCUAUGGGAAACUAAAGACAGCCUACUUAUCUUGGCUACAUAGGUCCUCACUUACUCAUGAUUACAGGAGGGAAUUUAGGGAAACAGAACCUAACCGAAAGGAAUUUUUUUUCUUUCCAUUUUCUUAUUAUGUAGCCUUGGUUGACCUAGAAAUCCCAAGGGAGCCCAGGCUAGCCUCAGACACACAGAGAUUUCCCCCUGCCCGAAGUGCUAGGAUUAAAGGCAAGUGCCAUCACACCCUGCCAGGAGUCUUUAUCAAUUGAAGAUGGUACUCUAGGAAAGCGAUUACAAAUAUCCUAUCAUCAUAGCUCUCCUCUUAGGGCUUCUCGGACUUCCAGGUACACAAUGGGUUCUCUGCUUCGAACACUGGGCAGGCCAAGAGCCUCCAUCUCUUCAUGUUGUGUCUCUUUACAUUGUGUUUUGCCUUUCUAAUAAAUGUCGGCAUGAUCUGUCCAGCCAUUCACAGGCACAUGCUCCUGCCAUCACCCAGAGUGAACUCAGCAAGGCUGGCCCCUGCAUUAGCGCUGACAAUUCAAGCCAGGAAACUGCUGGCUCUAUAUUUUGUCUGGCUCUUUUGCCAAAGUAUAGCCACACCCUUUGCCCAGACUUGAAUUAGGAAAGUAGUUCUUUCUACUCGUUUUCCAAAGUGAAUGGAGUCCCAUCUCCUUUUCUCACUAGCAAGUGACCCCACCAGUCCUUUCUGUCCUCCCCUACUUUGUGGUGUGGGGUAAUAGAAGUGACUGAGAACUCUCUUGUAUUAAGUCCAGUAGCGAGGCAGAAGUUGACACCCCAUGACAAAUACCCUGAGUAUUUUUCUGUGUGUGAGGUUUAAAGGGGAGCAGGGACUCUCAUAAACUGUACUGUAGCAUUUGAAUCAGGUGACUUGACUUCUUUUCUUGGGAAAUACUCUCCUUCAGUCCAAUAUUAUGCCCGUGACUUCUGUUUAAGUCUGUUUCUUUAAGGAUAAGGCCUUGGUAGCUCACACCGAGGCCUAGCUGCCUGACCGGUCCACAGAAGUCGCAUGCACAGAGACGGGCUUCUUGGGCUCAUUUCCUCUUCUUGAGUGGAGACAAAUUAGUUGAGAAUUAUAGUAGAAAACUUAAAGACUCAUGCUGUCCUUUUAAUUUAAGGCAAGGCUUUGAUUGAAGAAGUGACAUUAAGUCUAAUUAUUUUAAACAUUAAACCUUGGACUGAGACAGUGAAUAUAGAGUUAAGAUGCCAAGGAAUAACUCCAGUCGAACCGUGUGAAACGUGCAAUUCUAAGGCGCCACCUCCUCUGAGUGAUGUGUGCCGCUGGAGCCAGACGGUCAAUGUGGCUCACAUUCUUGAUGGGUGAGCUUCAUAAGCAGGUUGGCACAGACAUCAAAAAUCUGCUGCCCUAGGAAAGUGAAUGGGAGGGGAAGCACCUGAGAACCUGGGACGAACUGAGGGGAGGCCCAGUCCUUUCUGUGGGUUAAAGUGAUCACAGGAAAAAUACUGAAUGGAUUAAGCAGCGAUGGAAGUUUGCUUUGUGGGAAUUUGAAAGCCAGGCAGAGAGGGUUGAGGUUAUUAAUGCUCUGAAACCCAAAUUGGUUUUGUUUGUUUGUUUUGCUUUUUGAAACAAGGUUUCUUUGGAUAGCCCUGGCUGUCCUGUAACUUGAUUUGUAGAUCAGGCUGACCUUGAACUCAUGGAGAUCUGCUUGCCUCUACCUCCCAAGUACUAGGAAUAAAAGCAUAUGCCGUCACCAC